This is a messenger RNA of Artibeus jamaicensis (Jamaican fruit-eating bat), 3206 nucleotides long. RefSeq names its product proline rich 36 (gene PRR36). The coding region runs from base 87 to 2894 and encodes 935 amino acids. The transcript is spliced from 6 exons. Lineage: Eukaryota; Metazoa; Chordata; Mammalia; Chiroptera; Phyllostomidae. The record is from RefSeq and is a predicted model, not a curated record.
GUUGCUUUUGGCCGCUAAGGCACUGCCACACAGCCCCACCCCAGGCCACCCUGCGUGGAGCAGGAGACUCGAGACGGAGGUGCGGGAUGGACAAGAGGGACAAGGCCAGGGCAGGGACUGCUGUGCAGGCCGCGGCUUCUCGCUCUCCGGGCCUUCGGAAAACCUCCAAACUUCCAGGGUCUGUUCGACUUCCUCCCCCAGUAAUCCCCACAGCCUCCCGAGUUCUUGGAGCUGCGGGGCGAAUGCCCCCAGCUGAAAGAUCCGGGGACAUUCGGACAGCCGCCCUCCUGGAAGCUACUCCUCGAGUGGGACCCACGCGGAGCGCUGGGACAGCUCCCAGAAGCCCAGCCCCCAGGCUCCCAGCAGCACAGAGAGGGGCACCUGCCAAGACCCCUGGCCCAGGCUCUGUCUCUAGCCCCGGACGUGUCAGCGGGACCACCAGGCUUGGCCCUCUUGGGCAGAAAGGGCCCCGGCCCCCAGCUGAGGAACCUAUGGGCAGAGGGAAGCCCCCAGAAACUUCCAGAAGGACUGCCCUGAGUGCGGGGGCAUGGAGAGACUCUUCCGAGCCCACUCCAGGCGCUCCUUCCCCAGCUAUCUCCCGUAGGUCUCGGGGUCGGGGUGCUGGUGCUGAGGCGGGGCUCCCCCGGGUAGCUGUGAAUGCGCGGCCGCGACCGCUGAUCGAAGUCCCCAGGAAAUCAGUGAGCAGUGUCGCGGAGCGUAGUACCACAGAGCCGAGCCCCGUGGCCAGGAGGCGACCCAGCUGCGGUGGGAGCCUCCAGAGGCCAGCCUCGCGCCCCCUGGGCUCCAGCGCCACCCUUUCGUCCUCUCCAGCCCGCUCCCGGGCCUCGCUGGGUGGAACAUCUGGGGCCUCGCUGGGCAAGCCAAAAGCGCUGCAGGCUCCACGUCCCCUGCAGGCCUCAUCCUCAAGGAAGGGCACAGCCAUUCCGCCAAGCCUUUCUCCUCCUCGGGCUGUAUCACCUCCACCGUAUUUGACUGCACAACUGGUACCGCCUGUCCAUAACACAGGCACUCCUCUGAGGAACACGUCUCCUACCUCUUCACCAACUGCAGCUCCUUCUCAGGCCCUUACCUGUUCGUUGGCCACACCCUUUCCACUAGGGCCUGUUCCCUCUGCUCCGCCCUCUCCGCAGCCCCUCCCCUGUCUGCCAGACACACUUCCUUUGCCAGCCCCACUCACACACCUGGAUACAUCCUUUCCUGAGGCACCUGUCUCUCCCACAGCCAAUUUUCUGGCUCCAUUCUCUCCUUCAGGUUCACCCCCUCUGCAGAAUUCGUCCCCUACCCAAGUUUCUCUGGCUUUGCCCCCUCUUCCAAUUCUCCCCUCUCCCUUGACCGCACCUCCUUUGUCGACUCCUCUGCCACCUGCCACGCUCCCUCUACAAGCCCCUGUUUCUCAGGCAAGGUCUCCGCGAAACUUACCCUCUCCCUUAGCCAUAGAUGCUCUGCAGGACUUUUAUGCCCUGACCGCGCCCCCACUGCUGGCCUGUCCUCUGUCUCCGACGCAUCCUCAGGCCACUCCGGAUAUACCAGCCACACCUCCCACGCAGCACCCUCUUCCCCUCAAGUCUGUUCCACAGGCCCCUCCUUCCAUGGCCACGCCCCCACCAGAGACCCGGCCUCUGACCAGCCACCCUUUUCAGACUAUGCCCUCUCUGGUCCAGCCUCUACAGGCCCCACCUUUUCUGACCUCAACUGUUCCGCAAGCUCUACCCUCCCCCCUGGCCACGCCCCCUCCGCAGAGCCCCUGUUCUCUGGCCACACUUUCUUUACAGGCCACUCUCUCCUCUCAAACCCCGCCCCUUCUACAGGUCUCACUUUCUCUUGCCUCGUCCCCCCUGCAGGCCACUCCCUCACCGGCCCUGUCUUCUUUGCCAGCCAUGCCUUCUGUCCUGGCUAGGGCCCCUGUGCAGACCCAAACUCUGACUUUGUCUCCUCUGCAAGAAGACCCCGCCUCUCCCAUGGCCACGCCCCCUCCCCCGGCACCACCUUCUCUGGCCUUGCCCCCUCUGCAGGCCCCUCCCUCUCCUCCCGCCUCACCCUCGCUUCAGGCCCCACGCCGCCCCCCGACCCCGGGUCCCGAUGCCCCAAUCUCGGGCCCACGGCUGGCGCUGGCGCUGGCCUCUGCCCCGCCGCCACCGCCCUCGCGCAGCCCGUCCAGUACACUGAGCGGCCCGGACCUGGCGGGCCACAGCAGCAGCGCCACGAGCACACCGGAGGAGUUGCGUGGUUACGAGAGCGGGCCCGAGAGUGGAGCCCCAGCCUCCCCGCCCGCUGACGCGGAGCUUGCCGCCUGCCACCCAGCUGCCUGGAGCCGAGGUCCCACUCCGCCACUGGCCGUCUGCAGCACCCCAGGAGUGCCCCUGCCUUGGUCUCCGGUUGCUGGGUCCGGCUCUGCAGAGGGGCUGUGCACAAUCUACGAGGUUGAAAGGCCCGAGUCGGCGACCUCCGACCCGGGACCGCUAGAUUCCGGGCCCGGGCCCGGCGUGGGUAGUGGGAAGGAGGGGGCUGGGGCGGGGUUGGGGGUCCGGGGGGCCUCACGCAGCGGGAAGCCUGCGCGCCUGGGGGAGUUGCCGUUGGGGGCUCUGCAGGCGAGCGUAGUGCAGCACCUGCUGAGCCGGACCCUGCUCUUAGCCGCGGCCGAAGGUGCCGCUGGCGACCAUAGCGGUGGCCCAGGGACCACUGGGAGUGGCGGCGGCGGCGCUGCAGGUUCCCGGACUGCGCUCAGCGAUGCCGAACUGGGUCGCUGGGCCGAACUGUUAUCUCCCCUGGACGAGUCCCGCGCCAGCAUCACCUCGGUCACCAGCUUCUCCCCGGAUGACAUGGCUUCCCCGCAGGGUGACUGGACCGUUGUGGAGGUGGAGACCUUCCACUAAGCCAGACCAUAGCCUGGCUCUCCACACUCCAACCCUGCCUUUGCAUCCGCCCCGCGGUUACACCUCUUUGUCUUAGAUGCUGGUCCCCUCCUCCUGGAGUCCGGAUCUCCGUGCAUUGGUCUCAGCCUCCUAGAACCCUACCCUAGAAUUUUGUCCCUGUUUUGCCACCCACCUACACCUUUGGCUAAGGUCCUCCCUUGGCCUAGGACAUACCCGGGGUUCCCUCGAGCCCCGCUCCCUCCUUCCUCAGCCUAGGCCCCAUCCCGUGCCCGGUGUAUUGUCUACCGCAAGGAAUAAAGCUGGGACACUCUA